AUGUCAAAUCAUGAUACCCCGAAACAAAAACCCAAAAAAACCGAUUCCGAUUCAUCAGGUUCCGAAGAAGAUAAAAUCGAUUUAGCUCACAUGAAAGCUCUGGCGCACAAGACGAUGAAAAAUUUGUGUUUGUUGGAUGUCGCUAGUUACCUGCCUGGAGGUAUAAAGAAAGUAAAGACUAUUGUGCCAGUAAAUAAAAUUUCGGAUGAUGGCUCAUCCAGUUCAUCAACCAACCUCGAAAGGCAAAAACCGAUACAAGACAUGACCGUUAUCACUAACGAAGAACGUGCGAAAGACGACGAAUCGGCGUCCUCUUCCGAAAUGUCUUCUUACUUGGAUAUCGACGAUUUGAAGGGCGAUAUGAUGAUAUUUUAUAGAAGUUUAAAUGGAGAAAGCAGCACUUUUCAACUAUCCCAAUCCUUAAUAGCUGUGAACGAUUUAGAAGAACCAACACAGACUGAUUUUCCGACUUCUUCCACUCAAACAGAUAAUGUAUUAAAAUCAGUAUCGACUCCUACAAGCAAAGUUCACAUACAUACAGAAAGGACGACUGGAUCGAACCCUUUACUUCCUCGGACUAGAGAAAUAGGUACCAGUACGUCGGUUCUUGUAUCGGAAGGUCCUGAAAACACAGCAGAGAGAAGCCGGGUGCCUCCGUUGCCAUUUAUUGGUGAAAUGAUGAUCGGGGAUGAUAUACCCAUGAGGCAGUACUUGUACGAGUUAACAACGGCUUUGUAUUUGACUGCACCUCGACCUUUUGAAACUGCUGAAGGUCCUGAAAAUCCGGAUUAUUAUCCACCGGUUAAAAAUGAAGACUUAAUAUCCGGAAAGUUUAACCAGAAAUUUUCAUACAAUAAUUUAGAAAAUAAGUGGCAAAAAAUUGCAACCACAGUAAAGACUGUCCCUGAAAGCCAAAAAGAUUGGAAACAUUGGAGGAAGACUUGGCAAAAUAUAAGAUCCAAAACAAAAAAAAGAAAAGCUCAGCAUAAUCAUCAGAUAAGUGGUACCGGAGGGGGGCCAAAAGUUGUAGACAUUACUGACACAGAUGAGCAGGUCCUAGAGUUAAUACAUCCACAAUUAAUAAGUGGAAAUGAAGAUAUCGAGGAAACUGUAAUAGUUUUUGAUUACGAGGAUCAUAAUGAGAUGGAAAAGGAAAAUAAUGGACAUAGUGAAAAUGCAAUUGAACUUGCAGCAGUUGAAUUUGCAGAAAAUAUACUGCAAGUACCAACACCGCAGAAAGAGAAAGACGCAGCCACAGGCACACCACAGAAAAUAGCUAUUAAUACAGGACACUCGUGGCCAGUAAUAGAUUACAGGAUUUGCUAUUUCUUCAUACCUAUACUUUACGAUAUCGAUCAAAUAAAUUUAAUAGCGCCGUCCAACUGGAAGAAAGCCACAGUAAUCUCAAGAAAUGAUACAAAAGAUUACAAUAAGACAAACAGGAAGCGCCAACAAAUUGAAUUAGAUAUAAUACAGCAGAUAGGAGAAGAAAUAAAAUGA
This is a messenger RNA of Psylliodes chrysocephalus, 1500 nucleotides long. The record is from the annotation of a GenBank genome assembly. Lineage: Eukaryota; Metazoa; Arthropoda; Insecta; Coleoptera; Chrysomelidae.